AUGGCCGCUCCCGCCUCCAAGACCAUUGGUGACCUCAAUGGAAAGUGGGUUAUGAACAAAACCCUUUCCACCCCCAUCGAGCCCGGCCUCGCCCUCCAAGGCGUCGGCUGGAUGACCCGCAAGAUGGUCGGCCUCGCAACCGUGACCCUCGAAAUCAAGCAGUUCUCCGCCCCCGCCUCCCCCCCGGCCGAGCCCUCGGCCACCCAGUUCACCCACGUCGAGAUCGAGCAGACCGGCACCGGCGGCAUGAAGGGCUCGACCGAGAAGCGCUGCCUCGACUACACCUUCCGCGACCACUCCGACUGGCUCUUCGGCCACGUCAAGGGCCAGUCCAAGUGGAUCUCCACCGCCGAGAUCACCGACGACUUCCUCAAGUCUGGCUGGAUCGAGACCGACGCCGAAAAGGGCGGUCCCAACGGCGAGACUCACCUCCUCAGCUAUGUCGAGAGCUACGAUGCCGGGUGGACCGCCACUCAGAUCUGGGGUUUCAAGGAGUGCAGCGAUGGCAAGAGGAGGUAUGCGAGAAAUGUGGUGAUUGCCAAGGGGAGCGAGAGGGUUGAGUUGCAGCUUUACUAUGACUACCUUGAGUAA
This is a messenger RNA of Podospora anserina S mat+, 591 nucleotides long. RefSeq lists its product as uncharacterized. Lineage: Eukaryota; Fungi; Ascomycota; Sordariomycetes; Sordariales; Podosporaceae. Bases 1 to 591 code for a protein of 196 amino acids. The transcript is spliced from 2 exons. The record is from RefSeq and is a predicted model, not a curated record.